AUGACACUUGCUAUAAUGGGAUAUGACAGAUAUGCAGCAAUAUGUACCCCCUUACACUAUCAUGUCAUAAUGUCUCCAAAAAAACCAAUCCAGAUUCCAUAUGGGACGACUGUAUUCAUGUCUCUUAGUUUUUUGAUCAUGUCACCGCUGUUAAAUCCUGUGAUAUAUGGUUCUACUGCAUUUAAAGUACAUAUUCGUCAGUUCUUUCAGAGGAGGAAGUUGUCACCAGUAUCAUGA
Messenger RNA from Sardina pilchardus (European sardine), 237 nucleotides. RefSeq names its product putative gustatory receptor clone PTE01. Gene Ontology annotation, molecular function: odorant binding; olfactory receptor activity. NCBI's taxonomy places the organism in Eukaryota, Metazoa, Chordata, Actinopteri, Clupeiformes, Clupeidae. Gene Ontology annotation, cellular component: membrane. The record is from RefSeq and is a predicted model, not a curated record. The transcript has 2 exons. Gene Ontology annotation, biological process: detection of chemical stimulus involved in sensory perception of smell. Bases 1 to 237 code for a protein of 78 amino acids.